Drosophila subobscura is the source of this 399-nucleotide messenger RNA. RefSeq lists its product as uncharacterized. Bases 1 to 399 code for a protein of 132 amino acids. NCBI's taxonomy places the organism in Eukaryota, Metazoa, Arthropoda, Insecta, Diptera, Drosophilidae. The record is from RefSeq and is a predicted model, not a curated record. The transcript has 3 exons.
AUGGCCCACAAGAUGAGUCCUCUGGUGCGGAUCGUUGUGAUCGUACACCUAAUUAUGGAAAUCCAUUCACGGUUUGAGUUCACUAACGUCAACUGCACUCAGGUGGAUAAGAAAUUCGGGGAGUUUGACUACUGCUACCUGAAGUCCGUGAAUCGCACCUAUAAAUACAUGUCCAUAAAACUUAAAGUUUAUGAUCUUCCUAUUAAAGCCAUGCAAAUAAACAUGGAGUUGUCAAAGCGAUUCAAUGGAUACAAGCCCUUUCUGUAUAAUAUUACAUUCGAUGCCUGCAAAUUUUUUGUGAAUCCAAAUUCAAGUCCUGUGGCCAUGUUCUUCUAUGAGUCAUUUAUGACGUACUCCAGCGUGAAUCACUCAUGCCCCUUUCUUGAAUAUAUUAUGUAA